Helianthus annuus (common sunflower) is the source of this 918-nucleotide messenger RNA. Its product is annotated as 22.0 kDa class IV heat shock protein-like. Gene Ontology annotation, biological process: protein complex oligomerization; response to hydrogen peroxide; response to heat. The transcript is spliced from 2 exons. The record is from RefSeq and is a predicted model, not a curated record. The coding region runs from base 187 to 780 and encodes 197 amino acids. NCBI's taxonomy places the organism in Eukaryota, Viridiplantae, Streptophyta, Magnoliopsida, Asterales, Asteraceae.
UUGUUUUUCCAGUCCCUACGAACCUUCAAGAAAUUCUUCCCGAACAACCUGAAACUGAUCCAUCUCCACCUAUAUAUAACCACGAAACUCUGCUAAUCCGUCACAACACAACACAAGCAACCAUUGAAACAAUCGAAACAAACUAACCAACACAAUUACCAGCAUUAACUGAUUUCAUCCUGUUCCAUGAGAGCUAUUCUACUACCAGCAUUUUUGUUUCUCUUCUUUUCCGGACAAUGUUCCGGGUCUUUGCUAUCUUUACUCGACCAUCAUCCCGACCCAAUGGGUACCAGUUUGCUAUCCGAUCUCAUGCGGUCUGACAUAUUUACCAAUCCCUUUAAGGAACUAGAGCAGAUCCCAUUCGGGAUCGAACGCGACGACGAAGUUAUCGUGUCGCCGGCUAGGGUCGACUGGAAGGAGACAAGUGACGGUCAUGUGAUCACAAUGGAUGUUCCUGGAAUGAAGAAAGAAGAGUUGAAGAUUGAGGUUGAGGAGAAUAGGGUUUUGAGGGUUAGUGGGGAAAGGAAGAGAGAGAAGGAGGAAAGAGAUAGUGGUGAUCACUGGCACCGGUGCGAACGGUCGUAUGGGAAGUUUUGGAGACAGUUUAGGUUGCCGGAGAAUGUUGACUUGGAUAAGGUGAAUGCUAAGCUUGAGGAUGGAGUGUUGACUGUUUCGAUCGGGAAGUUGGCGCCGGAUCGUAUCAAAGGAUCGAAGGUGGUGAGUAUUGGUGGUGGAGAACCGGAGCGGUUGGCUGCGGCAGAGACGAAGUCGGAACUUUGAAUGGGUGUAGGUGGUUCUGGUUAAAGGGUUUGUUGAGUGUUGUAUUUUGUUGUUGAGUGAGAUCGUUGUGAUAAAACAAAAUGUAAAAUAAAAACAUAAUACAAUCUUAUAACUUUUUGUUAAAAUCUACUUCUGAAA